Lycium barbarum (goji berry) is the source of this 2990-nucleotide messenger RNA. RefSeq lists its product as uncharacterized. The coding region runs from base 575 to 2617 and encodes 680 amino acids. Gene Ontology annotation, cellular component: cytoplasm. The record is from RefSeq and is a predicted model, not a curated record. Lineage: Eukaryota; Viridiplantae; Streptophyta; Magnoliopsida; Solanales; Solanaceae. Gene Ontology annotation, molecular function: protein kinase binding. The transcript has 5 exons.
UAAAAUAAAAGUAGUUGAAAAAAAUCCGGUGCCGUUCAAUUGGAGCUAUAAAUUCUAAGCCAGCCAUUCACAAUAUAGUUGUAGGGUUCUUUUUUACUUUGUUCUCUUCAAUUGAAAGCCACAAAAAAACUAAAACAUUUGUUUCUUUUGUCAAUUUUCAGUUUAGAAUACGUAAAGGUAAAGCUGGCUAGUAGAAGGCUGGUAUCUUUGAGGUGUAGCAAUCAUUGGGUUCUUUUAGAUUUUAACGAUCUUCUUCCAGUCUGGCCGCUAUAAAAACUUCCUGCUUUUCUCGCACCUCUAAGUGGGUGUGGGGCAAGAACGAGGGGGUGAUAUUACUAAAUGUUUUGAGGAGAUCAAGAUCAUCGCAUAUCUGGAGAUUGUGUCGUGUCUCAGCAGGGCUCACACUUGAUUAUGGCUAAGAUUGCCUUGUGCUAACUCUUGCAGUCAUGUGACCUUAUUUUGCUGAAAUUCUACAGAUUAUCGGUUUAGAAAAGUAUUAGAAUAGUAGAGCGCUUCAAUACCUCAAAAACGAUUAGAUCUCAUGUGAGCACGGUUUUUUUUUCCUUUUACAAAGAUGUUUAGGUUUUCAUGCUUCCCAGCUCACAUCCAUUCCCACAAGCAAAAGAAAACAGUUCAUUUAUCUGCUGAAGCAAUGCAUAAAACACUUGAAGAUUGCUCUCAGGAUCACUCCAUGAAGGGUUUUACUUACUUGUCCACAACUAGUGCAUCAUGUGCAGCGGAUGGAGAUGCUCCCGAGAACUAUGCUGAUCAUGCUUCUGAUUCUUCACGCUUAGAGUGUGAUUAUAACUCUGAGGAAUUCAAGAGCAAAUCUAAUACUGAAUAUGAAGUCAAAGUACAUAACAGUGCGCAAAUGAAGAAGAGUUUAUCUUUGGGUAGUGGCAUGCAUUUGGAAGGAAGAGUUGCCAGUGGCAAUAACUCAGACCAUGAGAGUGGUAGAUAUUCUUGUGAUGAAUCAGAUGAUCGCUGUGGAUCAGCAACUGCAGAUGGUGGGAAGGAACUUAAUAUCAGCUUGCUUGAUUUAUUUCACGAAGCUGGACCCUCUGAAUCUGUUCAAGUAAACUCUAAUUUGGCUAACAAUGAGUCGAUAUUUUCCAUUGAAGAUGCAAAAGAGUCAGAAAAAGACGGACAAGAGAACUAUGAGGUUCAGUUGUCUAAUGCAAAUGAGUCUGGUGGCUGUACACCACGUACUUCUCCCUGUAUUGUAAAAUCAAGUUCAUUGCCUAACAUUCAUUCCCCAGGUCGACACCGCAACUUCCAUCACUCCAGAUCUGCUGAGGACUUGAAUAUUUUAGAUGCAAGACGGAAAGAAAAUUUUGUGGAUGAGGUAGCGAACAAGGUGAUGAAACACGAAAAAGAGGAUAUUUUACAGAACAAUGAAAAAGUUAAUGAUGAAACCCCACCGGAUGACAAUUUUGAUACAUAUAACUAUGUUGGCUCAGCCAAAGACUGGAUACUACCUGGGAUGGAUGAGGUUAACAUGAAGAAGCAUGUUAAUGGAGAAUCUACAUUUGGCCGGUGGAAUGAAUUGACAGGCAAGGAUUUUAAGACAAAACGAAUUGAAGAGUGGGUUACAGACCUUCAGCAUUGUGGCAGAUUUGAAGAAACUGAUGACUUUUCUGUUCCUGAGAAUAGUCCUGAAGUGCAAAAAGGUAAAGCUGUCUUGGAUGCUUCUCCUCUUGCAAAGUUGGAUGGUAACGUCAAACCUGGUGCAGAAAGUAUUAAGAAAUAUAUCUCUUCAUUGAGUGCCAAUGCCACGUCAGCUCAGAUGAUAAAUCAUGGGUUGGUUGUGAUUCCAUUUCUCAGUGCUUUUGUGAGCUUGAGAGCACUUACCUUAUCUGGGAAUUCCAUAGUGAGGAUAACUGCUGGUGCUCUCCCUCGGGGGCUUCAUGUUCUGAAUCUAUCGAGGAACAGUAUCUCAGUUAUUGAAGGAUUGCGUGAACUUACACGACUUCGUGUUCUUGACCUGAGCUACAAUCGAAUAGUAAGGAUUGGACAUGGUCUUGCUUCCUGUUCUUCCUUGAAAGAGCUGUACCUAGCUGGGAAUAAAAUCAGCGAGGUUGAGGGUCUUCACCGCCUCCUAAAAUUGAAUGUCCUGGAUUUGAGAUUCAACAAAAUAUCUACCGCCAAAGGUCUGGGCCAACUUGCAGCUAAUUAUGGUUCUUUACAAGCAAUCAGCCUGGAAGGGAACCCUGCCCAGAAGAACGUUGGUGAUGAACAACUGAAAAAGAAUCUCCAAAGCCUUCUUCCAAAUCUCAUUUACUUCAACAGGAAACCCGUUAAGGUGAAGGACACAUCAGACAGAUCUUCUAGAUUAGCCAUUGGAGGUCUCAAGCCGGACCUUAAGGCUAUGCGGAAGGCAAGCCAUGGUGGUGUCACGCACAAAGCAUCAUCUUCAUCAACCCGUGGUCGUAAAAGUCAAACAAUGACCUCAACAAAACCAUCCAAGAGUAGACCAACCACCCGCCUGCCCCCUAUUAGUGGAACUAAAACUAGUUCACGGCAACAUAUCUAUGACUUCAGCAACAAACUUCUUAGCUUGAGAGCUGACCUGUCUAUGCGCAGGAGCCGAAGUGAGGGAACUCUUGGUGUGAUUUGAGGAUCAGGAUGUGUCAGAGAGGACUGUUCAGAGUAUUGAACUUAAGAUACUUUUGACGCGGUCUUCCUGUUUCAGUGUUUAAACUAGUAUAGUAAUUAGGCAUAUUUGCCCCUUCCCCCUACCCCUCUAGAUUUAGUUCCCAGCGAAGAUCAGCAAGGCAGCCUGCACUUGCGAACUUCAGUCGACUUGUGUCUGUGUGUCUCUCAUUUUCCAGAUUUCAGUUCUAUGCUUUAGCUGUUAUUAUUGGAGUGUUGUUUAGGACAACAUAAUUGUAUGGUAGUAUUUGCUAUCCUCGUGUGCGGGCGAUGUACCAUAACAGUUUUAAAUUCUUGAAAUUUCUUUUCAGAUGCGAUAAAGUUCAUUAUUUCUUAAA